AUUAAAAAUGCCUCCAGCAGGGUGGCAGGGGUUGUGGUGGUCCCAAAAACUAGCCCACCAGAGUUCUCGCCACAUACGACAUGUCCCAAUGAGAACACAGGUGUUUACACGGAAACCUAUGAUCAUAAUUUAGCGCACUGUAACACGACUGUAUGGAAUCCUCGGGGGAACGAUCUAUCCUAUGAGGAAUUUGACUUCCCUAUCUUCUCCCUGAAAGAAGACAAUGAAACAGAGGUCAUCAAACAGUGCUACUUUGAUCAUAAUCGUGUGGUGAACGGCAGUGGCCUGCAGUACCCUCUGUGUGCCAUGCAGCUCUUCUCUCAUAUGCAUGCUGUCACUGACACUGCAACCUGCAUGAGACGCAGCAGCAUGGACUUCAGCACCUCCCCAGAGCCCAACCCUCCCCAGUACUACGUUGGUGUUGCCAAGUCGUCCCAUCAGGCUAAUGCACUGACCUAUCUGGUCCAAUAUCUCCUGGCUAAUUUAACGGGAACAGCCACCAACCUCACCCAGAGCCAGUGCAAGAAGCCAGAUGAGCUGCCGAACGAGAGUACAUAUAUAAAUGUGGUUCUGAAUCUGUCUUUGUACUCUUAUCUCUGGGUUCAGGGCGUGGUCCCACUCAACAGCACCCAGAGGGAGUCUUUCUGCGUACGCACAGCAGUACGCCUGGUCAAGGCAGUGUCCCCCGCCUUCGAUCUGGGGGAUUACGUUUCCAAAGAAUAUUCCACAUGGACAAAAUCGCAGUGGAAGUUCAUCAAAGCUCGAAUUUUCCUAGUAGCCAGCCGGGACCUGGAGAUGCUGACCUUAGGCGUGGGAGUGGCCGUGUUAUUCACAUCGCUACUGGUCACAUACUUUGUCAGUACCAAGGCAGAUGUCCUCUUCAGCUCCGUCAGGGAACCCAACAACGCCGCAUACUGAUUGCCUCAUACUAACCUGUGACCAGCGACCACUACUCUCACAACCAAACAGUUUUGUUUUUACACACAAUAGGUACACAGACAAAUAGACAGACAGGUUAGGGUGACCAACAGACAGGUUAGGUAGAACUGGAGGUUUUAACUCACAGUGAAUGGCCUGUUUGGACUCAAACAGACGAGUUUUAACACAUAACCGGAUUUGAUUGGCUUGGAUGGAUGUGGACUCAACAGGGUCAGAUUGCCACCAGUGUAAAAUAUUUUCAUAUUUCAUUUUUUUUGUUUUGUCAAACAAUGUUUUGUUUACUGUAUCAUGGGAUUAGGCACUACAUUUUGUUUGACCUUGAUGUGUGUGUGUGUGUCCAAAUGGGAGGUGAGUGUUUGCGAGCGUGUGCAAGUGUGUUUAUUGAGUAUGCGGUUGUAGUAUGUACAAUAGCUUUCCUGUAAUUUCUCAGGAGAAUGAAGCCUUAUGUCGGGCAAAUGGACUUUGGAUGUGGGUUCAGCUGAAUGACCAUUACUAUGCUUAAACAUUCAGAUAUUUUUAUUUGGGUUGCAGUCUUUAAAAAUCAACUUUAUUUUAAGUCUAGACAUAAAUUGCAGGAUUUAAUAACAUUAUGCCCACAUGUUUUUAAUCAUGUAUUGAUGGAAUUGUUAAUUGACCUGGGUUUUUUUGUAUGUGAAGGUGAUCUCUGAUUUUGACCAACUGGGGAAUAAAUGUGAUUAUUGCCUUGAUAACAGGUUGCAAUUGUAAAUGAGAGCUGGUUCUCAACUUGCCUACCUGGUUAAAU
This is a messenger RNA of Oncorhynchus keta (chum salmon), 1702 nucleotides long. Its product is annotated as nicastrin-like. Gene Ontology annotation, cellular component: membrane. NCBI's taxonomy places the organism in Eukaryota, Metazoa, Chordata, Actinopteri, Salmoniformes, Salmonidae. The record is from RefSeq and is a predicted model, not a curated record. The transcript has 6 exons. Gene Ontology annotation, biological process: Notch receptor processing; protein processing. The annotation marks the transcript as partial.